Prosopis cineraria is the source of this 1474-nucleotide messenger RNA. RefSeq names its product metal tolerance protein 1-like. Gene Ontology annotation, molecular function: zinc ion transmembrane transporter activity. NCBI's taxonomy places the organism in Eukaryota, Viridiplantae, Streptophyta, Magnoliopsida, Fabales, Fabaceae. Gene Ontology annotation, cellular component: plasma membrane; vacuole. The transcript has 2 exons. The record is from RefSeq and is a predicted model, not a curated record. Gene Ontology annotation, biological process: zinc ion transmembrane transport. Bases 125 to 1276 code for a protein of 383 amino acids.
UUUUCACGUUUUUUGGCAACCAUUUUCUUCGUUGACCAACAAGCAUUAAACUUGGUCGAGCUCGCCGUCGGACGUCCACCGUUGUCAGUCCUGGGUAGUUGUUCUCUGGCAAGUAUUGAAAAAGAUGGAAGGACAAAACCCCCGGGAUGCACAAGUUAUUGAAAUUCGUGGACACGCUUCUGAUGGUGGAAGGGCUCUUGGAGGAAGUAAGGUUUGUGGGGAAGCACCAUGUGGGUUCUCAGACGCUGGAUCCAUCUCCAGGGAUUCCAAAGAACGAUUGACUUCAAUGCGAAAACUUCUGAUGGCAGUGAUUCUCUGUGUUGUUUUCAUGAGCAUUGAAGUUGUUGGGGGAAUCAAAGCUAAUAGUCUUGCAAUAUUGACCGAUGCGGCACACUUACUUUCUGAUGUUGCAGCCUUUGCCAUCUCAUUAUUCUCUUUGUGGGCUGCUGGAUGGGAAGCCACCCCUCGUCAGUCAUAUGGAUUUUUCAGGAUAGAGAUUCUCGGCGCCUUGGUUUCUAUCCAACUAAUAUGGUUGCUUACUGGAAUUCUAGUCUUCGAAGCCAUUCAAAGACUCAUUGCUGGUACUCAUGAGGUUAAUGGCCUACUAAUGUUUUUAGUUUCUACAUUUGGUCUAUUGGUUAACAUCAUCAUGGCUCUUUUACUGGGUCACAAUCACAGACAUGGACACGGUGAACAUGAUCAUAGUCAUGACCGUGGAUCUGUAAUUUCUACCCAUCACCAUCAUCAUGAUGAAGAGCAUUCAAGAGAUAAGCCCCAUCACCAUAGUCAUGACAAUGUCGGUGAAGCACUUCUCAGUGGAUCACCAGAGGAGAAGAAAGAAUGGAACAUUAAUGUGCGAGGGGCUUAUCUCCAUGUACUUGGGGACUGUAUCCAAAGUGUUGGGGUGAUGAUCGGAGGGGCAAUUGUAUGGUACAAACCCGAGUGGAAGGUCGUUGACUUGAUUUGCACCCUAGUAUUCUCAGUGAUUGUUUUGGGGACAACGAUCAAUAUGCUGCGAGGCAUACUUGAAGUCCUGAUGGAGAGCACGCCACGAGAGAUAGAUGCAACUAAACUUGAACAGGGGCUGCUGGACAUGGAUGAAGUUGUGGCUGUUCAUGAAUUGCAUAUAUGGGCCAUUACAGUGGGUAAGAUUUUACUGGCUUGUCAUGUGAAAAUUAGGCCAGAAGCAGAUGCAGACUUGAUGCUUGACAAGGUUGUAGACUAUAUCAAAAGGGUCUACAACAUUAGUCAUGUGACCAUUCAGAUAGAGCGCUAAUUCUGUCUUGGAUCAAUUGGCUUUUUUAUUUUUUAUUUUUUAUAUUCACUCUAGAAUUAAACUUCAUUGGCCUCCAUAAUGCAGCAUACUACGCUUUUUCUAGGAAUUAAAAGAGUCAGUACGAAGAGCAAUUAACAUUUGCACGUAACAUCUGAUUUUGUGUUAUAUUACCCUGCGAGCUAUUUCUUGAAGUGUCAA